Cydia splendana is the source of this 1049-nucleotide messenger RNA. Its product is annotated as cathepsin B-like. The record is from RefSeq and is a predicted model, not a curated record. The transcript has a single exon. Gene Ontology annotation, biological process: regulation of catalytic activity. Gene Ontology annotation, molecular function: cysteine-type endopeptidase activity. Lineage: Eukaryota; Metazoa; Arthropoda; Insecta; Lepidoptera; Tortricidae. Gene Ontology annotation, cellular component: lysosome. Bases 36 to 1040 code for a protein of 334 amino acids.
AUUGACCAUUUCACAUAAUUAAUGUAAGACAGAAGAUGGUACUAUCGAUCGCAACAUUAUUAUUAAUUGUUACCGCAUUGGCAACGGCAAAGAAUUCUAUUCAUCCACUCUCGGAUGAAUUCAUAUCUCUGAUCAAUUCCAAGCAAAGUACUUGGAAAGCUGGCCGAAACUUUCCUGUGGGCACUUCUCUCACUUACAUCAAAGGAUUAAUGGGGCUACUCAAGGGUUCAUCAGUAUCCAAGCUCCCCGUCCAAAUUCACGAAGAUGACCUGAUUGUCAAUUUACCCGAAAACUUUGACCCCAGAGACAAAUGGCCUAGUUGCCCAAGUUUGAAUGAAAUCAGAGACCAGGGGUCGUGUGGCAGCGGCUGGGCUCACGGGGCUACUGAAGUCAUGACCGAUCGGGUUUGUAUUUACUCGAAUGGAACAAAACAUUUCGAAUUUUCUGCUCAGCAUCUGAUAAGUUGUUACGACGGCGGCGAUUGCGAUGGCGGCCGAAUAGACGAGGCUUGGCUAUUCUGGAAAUAUGCAGGUAUUGUAUCAGGAGGACCUUAUAAUUCAUCUCAGGGAUGUAGGCCUUACGAGAUUCCUCCUUGCGAACAUCAUGUGGACGGAAAUAGGCCCAAAUGCAAUGAAUCUAGUGAAACACCAGACUGUGUAAAGAAAUGUAGAGCUGGGUAUAAUGUAGAGUAUAAUCAAGACAAGCACUACGGUAAAUUCGUUUACAAACUCAGAGGAGAAGAUCAGAUUAAAGCUGAAUUGUAUAAGUACGGUCCAGUCGAGGCUCGUUUUGUAGUAUAUGAUGAUUUCGUUCAUUACAAAAGCGGGGUGUAUUCGCACACUUCAGGAGAAUACCUUGGUGAUCACGCUGUUAAAAUAUUGGGGUGGGGAGUUGAAAACGGCAAGAAGUACUGGUUGUGUGCCAACUCCUGGAACAGUGACUGGGGUGAUAAAGGUUUCUUCAAAAUUCUGCGAGGUGAAAACCACCUUGACAUUGAAAGCGUAGUUUUAGCUGGAGAACCUGAUUUACGGGGGCUUUAAAUAAUAAAA